Molecule: messenger RNA, 1077 nt
Organism: Trypanosoma cruzi
Lineage: Eukaryota; Euglenozoa; Kinetoplastea; Trypanosomatida; Trypanosomatidae
Product: RNA-binding protein, putative
Exons: 1
Molecular function (GO): RNA binding
Source: RefSeq, a predicted model, not a curated record
AGUAACAUUCCGCACAAAAUGGAGCAGCGUGAGCUGGAGAAGUUGUUUGCCCCCUAUGGGCAAAUUCUUUCAGCAGCAGUCAUGCGCAAUAUUCACACUGGUAACAGUCUUGGCACCGCGUUUGUGCGUUACGCCUCCACCGAGGAGGCAAUGAGUGCAAUCAAGGGGAUGUCGGGAAAACGGAUUGGUGGACGAGCGAUCGCUGUUCAGUGGGCGAAGAAGCAGCAUGAUUACGCCCCGGUUGGGGAGGCUCGUAAAAAAAUCAGUAAACUGUUUGUUCGAAACAUUCCACUGGAUAUCAACACCGUCGUUCUCGAGGACAUGUUCAGUAUGUACGGUCCGGUCAAGUCUGUUUCGAUUCACAAGGAUACCGCGCCGGACUGCGACAAAAAUUUUGAGCGCCACAUUGCCUUCAUCACGUUCCUUGCGGAUGGUGCUGCCGAAAGGGCUGCUGAGGCCGUUCAUAACACCCGACCCUUUCCAAGUUGUGGGAAAGUGCCAUUGAUGGUAAAACUGGCUGAGGACGCCCCGCAACGCAUUCAUCAUGGCACUGGCAGUAAAAACUCUGCUAAUGCCUUAAGGACCAAGCAACAAUUACAGGGUGAUAUGAGCGCGAUGUCCUCUGGACAGGAGCAAUUUUUUGACGCCCCAGCCGUUCAACAGUGCUUUCCCACGGGAACGGGCACGGGUGCAAUGGUCGUUGCGCCCACGUCCUAUUUCUCAUUAUUGGCGUCUGGUGGUCUUAUUUUGCCUGGUUCGCUUCCGGGAGCAGUAAUGGGAAGUGAGGCGCCGUAUCCAUGGCGGACAAGGGUCACGUGGCCGCAGGGAACCGGAGUGCCAUUUCCCUUUUAUAAUGGAGGCGCUGCAGCGACUGCCGCCAAUCCCCUUGCACCGAGCAACGCUUGUGCCACGCCUCCUUCUGGGUCGCCCGUCUCAUGCAUGAACAAUGGAGGGUUUACAUCGUUUCCAAUGUACACGACGCCGUUUUGCCCAUCCACGUCUCCAGGCCUUUCCGGAACGCAGGCUGACAGUGUCGCCGGGAGCCCUUUGAUUUUGCCGAGUUCUCUUCAUCAGUGA